Molecule: messenger RNA, 626 nt
Organism: Cylas formicarius (sweet potato weevil)
Lineage: Eukaryota; Metazoa; Arthropoda; Insecta; Coleoptera; Brentidae
Product: gamma-aminobutyric acid receptor-associated protein
Exons: 3
Coding region: 110-472 (120 amino acids)
Biological process (GO): autophagosome assembly; macroautophagy; autophagy of mitochondrion
Cellular component (GO): autophagosome; cytosol; autophagosome membrane
Molecular function (GO): ubiquitin protein ligase binding; GABA receptor binding
Source: RefSeq, a predicted model, not a curated record
UUGUUUUCAUAACAUAGGAGAACUCGAGCAUCGAGGAAACGUCAAAAGUGAAUUUACUACGCAGAGAGAGGCAAGCUAUUAGAAAAUUUUUGGUGUUUACCGGACCAACAUGAAGUUUCAAUACAAGGAGCAACACCCAUUCGAAAAAAGGAAAACUGAGGGCGAGAAAAUUAGGAGAAAGUAUCCGGACCGCGUUCCCGUGAUUGUAGAAAAGGCUCCGAAAGCACGAAUUGGCGAUGUGGAUAAGAAAAAGUACCUUGUACCAUCUGAUCUAACAGUUGGCCAGUUUUAUUUCUUGAUCAGAAAAAGGAUCCAUCUUAGGCCUGAAGAUGCGCUAUUCUUUUUUGUAAAUAACGUUAUUCCACCUACUUCUGCCACUAUGGGAUCCCUUUAUCAGGAGCACCACGAGGAAGAUUUCUUCCUGUACAUUGCUUAUUCUGAUGAAAAUGUUUAUGGCAAAUUGGAUCUGUAAUCGGCUAUAAAAAUCAUUGAUCAUGAAUAUGUAAUAGAAAAUAUGUAAUACACAAAUUAUUAUAGUAUUAAGUUUAUGGUUACUUGAGAAUUUGAACAUAUAGGUACAUAUGUUUUUGCUAAUUGGCUGUACCACCCGUUUCUAAGGAAAGGGG